AUGGCGAAUAUUAUGGGACAGAACAAAGGACUGAUAGACUUCGACCAGAAGAGUCUAGCUAUUGCGGCGGCAUCAAUCGCAUUUAACCCCAUAUUCUGGAACACCGUUGCUCGCCAAGAAUACCACAACAAGGUUCUCACGAAGCUUGCCGGUGGCAACUCACGAUAUGCUUGCUAUGGCCUCGCAGUUGCCAUCUUCUCCCUGGGAAUAUUCCGCGACUUACUCUACGAACGUGCCCUCCGCGACCAACCUUCACAUCCAGCCUUCGAAACCCCACUUUCAAACUACGUCGCAUACGCUCUGUUAGCAUCUGGAAACGUCCUUGUAUUGUCCUCUAUGUGGGCUCUGGGCGUUACCGGUACAUACUUGGGUGAUUACUUUGGCAUAUUGAUGGAUCAUAUGGUCACAGGGUUCCCGUUCAAUAUCUGCAGUGCGCCCAUGUAUUAUGGCUCUACGAUGAGCUUCCUCGGCACGGCAAUCUUGUUUGGCAAGCCUGCCGGAAUACUGUUGACUGUUGAGGUUCUGAUAGUCUAUUUGAUCGCAUUGAGGUUUGAAGACCCUUUCACUGCUGGCAUUUAUGCAAAGAGGGCCAAGGCGCAGAAGAAGGCGGGAAAGAAAGAGCUAUAG
Venustampulla echinocandica is the source of this 627-nucleotide messenger RNA. RefSeq names its product Phospholipid methyltransferas-like protein. The coding region runs from base 1 to 627 and encodes 208 amino acids. The record is from RefSeq and is a predicted model, not a curated record. The transcript has 4 exons. Lineage: Eukaryota; Fungi; Ascomycota; Leotiomycetes; Helotiales; Pleuroascaceae. Gene Ontology annotation, biological process: phosphatidylcholine biosynthetic process. Gene Ontology annotation, molecular function: S-adenosylmethionine-dependent methyltransferase activity.